CGCGCCACGCGAAUAUUCGGUGAUUUUCGCGCCAUUUCUUACGGAUAAGUGAUUUGAUAUACAACGGUAAGAGACUUUUGACUGUUAUCAACUUAUUAUUAAUGCGAUACUAAUUUAAUAGAGAACUUAUUAAUUAUGUAUAUUGUACUAUAAAUUAUACUUUAUUGAAAAAGUUGUGCACAUUUUAUUUUUAACUGGGUUCAAGAUGGUUUCUGCGACCAGUUUGUACGCUGUGUUGAUUAUUAUGGGUGUGGGCAGAGCAUCAGUUCUCUCGCGGGCAGGUAGCCAGGAGGUUCGCUGUGGCAGACGGCUGGUGUCAGGUCUAUUCUCACGCCCCAGUCUACCGCUGGGCUACUCCUACAUUACGAGCGUGCCUCGGGGCGCGUGUCGACUCAACGUGUCGGAGAUCGUGCCGGGAGAUAAUUAUAUAGCUUUGAAAAUAACAAAUGGCUCCUACAUUAUGAAUGGAGAAUUUGCGGUGAGCGCACCGGGUACUUACGAAGCGGCGGGCGCAAGAUUUAUAUACACCAGGACGUUGGGACAGGAUUCUGUGUUUGCUCUUGGUCCUAUACUCAACCCAGUUGAUAUAAUGAUAUUAUACACGCAACCCAACCCAAUUAUAAAAUAUGAAUACUAUACUGAUGCAAUGCCAGGAGAAGUUGAUAUUGAAUCUGUAACCAGUCUACCGGAAUCUACAGCAUCUCCCAAACAUAUACGGCGACAUCAUGGGAUGGAAAGUCACUUGAGAGUAGAUAGAUAUCCCGAUGUUGCUCGGCUUGCAAAAGAGAAGGAAAACGUUAUAGAAGGAAUUGGAGGGACGCGGAAGUUUGUUUGGAAAAUUCUGUCUUACACCCAGUGUUCAAGAAGUUGUGGAGGAGGAUUCCAAGUAGGCAAGUACCGAUGUGUCGAAUCCAGCAAUUCUGGUGAUCGCGAAGUAUCGCCUGUCCAUUGUUCAGGAUCUGCACCAAAUGGCAGACGUCGCCGCUGUAGCAAUAUUCCGUGCGCUCCAAGAUGGAGAGUUGCAAACUGGUCUCCUUGUCCUCAAUGCGGACCUGCCAACAAAACUAGGAUUGUCGGAUGCGUUCAGGAUCAUAGCAAGGGAAUAACUAAGGUUAGCGACCUGCAAUGCUCCCAGCCAAAGCCGUCUGUAACAGAAACAUGUAACAUACCUAAUUGUAAUUCACCUGAGGUCAGACAGGUCGAACGUAAGCGAAGCAAGCCGGAAGAUAACACUGAUGUGUUUAGAGAAGGACCUGUUUAUACAAUAUCUGUCAACAGUUCCCACUCAGACUUUGGACCUGAAUAUAGCUUUGGUGUGGCUGGAUGGCUGUCGACGUCAUGGUCUGAGUGCGUAGGUUGGUGUGUGGGGCACGGUGUUCAAACCAGAUCUGUGAGAUGUGCCGAUCCAUCAGGCUGUACCCCGAUGAAGUCACCAGAAACCUCAAGGUCCUGCAUUCCAAAGAUACCCUGUGAAUCUCACGAUGGGCACUGGUUCACAGGUGAUUGGUCAACGUGUACUUCGCAAUGUGGAGGCAGGCAAGUACGAGGGGUGCUUUGUAUUGGAGGCACGGGGAGACAUUUAAAGGACUCUGCUUGUAAAACCCCGAAACCAGAAAGCGAGAGAUCUUGCGGAGAGCACUGCCGUUCCAGUUGGUACACCAGCGAAUGGGGUCAGUGUACAGGUAAUUGCAGUCUUGGUGUAGCCAUUCAGCGUAGAACAGUAAUAUGUGUACCAAGAGAUGAACAGUCAACCAGUGAUAGCGAGUGUAUUGGGAGAAGACCUCACGACGUCCAGCCAUGCAGCUUGACCUGUGACACCUCCAAGGCGACCAAAAUCACAGCAAAAUCUCAGAGAGCUUCAAACGACAGACCUUCACCGGAACACAGCACUCCUGGACUAUCACAAAUGAAAGAUUGCGAAGACAAGUUAACGAACUGCGCUCUCGCUGUUCAGGCCAGGCUUUGUCAUUAUAAAUAUUAUAUUCAUAACUGUUGCAAUUCAUGUAAGUAGAAUAUUAUUGAUAAUAAACUCUUUGCAAAAUAUUCUAGUGUCCAUAAUUAGUAAAUACAUAUUACUUAGUUGUAUGAUAAAUAUCUCUGUCCUUUAUAAAUAUUAUUGUUAUUAAAUAGUACAUAAAUAAAUUUGAAAGCCUAAUUUCUAAGUACAUUUUGCCUACUUUGUGCCAUUGUAAACUUAAUAAAGUAUUAAUUUAUUAGUAACAUUUAUUUAUAUCAAAAUGUUAAUUUUAUUUCGGUGUGAUAAAUAAUAUUAU
Molecule: messenger RNA, 2273 nt
Organism: Leptidea sinapis
Lineage: Eukaryota; Metazoa; Arthropoda; Insecta; Lepidoptera; Pieridae
Product: ADAMTS-like protein 4
Exons: 12
Coding region: 206-2011 (601 amino acids)
Biological process (GO): extracellular matrix organization
Cellular component (GO): extracellular matrix
Molecular function (GO): metalloendopeptidase activity
Source: RefSeq, a predicted model, not a curated record